AAGAAAGCCAAGAGAUGAAUUCUGAUGUAGAGAUGAAGGAGGAUGGAGAAGAAGGUUCAGAAGAAGGAUCUGAACGCUCAUCAUCUGACGGCUCCGACGAUGAUGAGGAGCAAGAAGUAGCUUUGAUGCCUUUGACUCGGGAGGGACAUCGUGUCCUUCCAGGUGUCACAGCGCAUUCUAUCUUAGAACAUCAACCUAUGGGGACAUUUGUGUACGAGAACUGCUUCGUUGAGAAGAAGAUGGAAGCAAAUGGAGGUGCUGAAAAACAAAGUACAACAAGUACUGUUGUCGAAGUAGCUCGCGAACAGUGCCGCAGAUUGAAGACUGCAGCCAAGACGGGUGAUGAAUACUCUUCCGGCAGUACCUAUUGGAUUGGAGCCGAGGAUGAGCCCCGUUGCGUCUUAGAGCGUCUUGCGUUGGAGAUUUUUCAUCAAUACACGAAGAAAAACACGGCUCAAGGUGUCCACAUUGCUUCGAAAUUUAUGACCGAGAAUGAGGACGGAAGUCCUUAUGGACGAGGCGGUAAUGAAGAUGAUGAUGAUGAUGAUGAUGAUGAGUUCGUUUGUCGUCCUUGUGAAGAUAUUCAAACUUUUGAUGACUGUAAGGAGGUGGUCGAUGAGCAGAUGAACAAAAAUAUUGAGACAACUGAUGGUCUCGAUAUUUUUGGAGGUGGAAAUAAUGGAGGGGGUGGAUUUCAAUGGCGCCGACGCGCUCCGGC
Amoebophrya sp. A25 is the source of this 718-nucleotide messenger RNA. The record is from the annotation of a GenBank genome assembly. Lineage: Eukaryota; Dinophyceae; Syndiniales; Amoebophryaceae.